UAAAAUCCAUUACUCUUCAAACAUCCUUAAACCCCUAGAAAACCCUGACAUCUCCGCCGCUAGCCACCAUGGCUUUACAGUUAACCCGCCUCCGUCGAGCGCUAACGUCCCUCUCAACGCUCCACCGCUCUCAAUCCUCUACAAUAAUAACCCCAACUUCACCUCCGCUCCCUCUUCCCCAAUCGCACGUACAACCGCCAUUAAUAUGCUCCCCUUUUCAAACGCGGUUGUUUAGGGUAUCAGGACCGUCGCUAACUUCUUUAAAAGAUAUUAUGGUUGAUUUUGAAGGCUGUGACUUUAAUCACUGGAUGAUUGUUGUUCAUUUUCCUGGAUAUCCGGCGCCUACACCCGAAGAAAUGGUGGCUACUUAUGAGAGAAUUUGCGCUGAGGGACUUGGUAUUAGGAGACCAAUAUGAGAAUGGGGUAAUAACACGCAAACCAACUACAAACUAUGAUAUCCAGAUGAGACAGGAGAGGAAACCAAAACAUAAUCAUGGACGGAUCACCGACUGCUUUCCUAGAAAAGUCUGGGGAUGCUAUCAUGCUAUGUUUGACAAGACUGGUAAACUUUUAAAAUAGAGUGUGUUUAGUAAAUGAUGUCUUGGAUAUACGAAAAUAUGAGUAAUUCUACUCCUAUCAAUAGGUAUAGUUCGCGUCUGCGAACCAUAAGUCGCGCUCGCGACUUAAGCCUGUCGCACCCGCGUAUUUCUUUUUUAGAAGACUGUUUUAAAUUACGGAGUUG
This is a messenger RNA of Mercurialis annua (annual mercury), 742 nucleotides long. RefSeq names its product multiple organellar RNA editing factor 1, mitochondrial-like. Gene Ontology annotation, cellular component: mitochondrion. Lineage: Eukaryota; Viridiplantae; Streptophyta; Magnoliopsida; Malpighiales; Euphorbiaceae. Gene Ontology annotation, biological process: mitochondrial mRNA modification; cytidine to uridine editing. The record is from RefSeq and is a predicted model, not a curated record. The transcript has 2 exons. Bases 69 to 416 code for a protein of 115 amino acids.